Molecule: messenger RNA, 921 nt
Organism: Paramecium tetraurelia
Lineage: Eukaryota; Ciliophora; Oligohymenophorea; Peniculida; Parameciidae
Exons: 4
Source: RefSeq, a predicted model, not a curated record
UGCAAGGAAGGCUACUCUCCAUAAAGUGACACUGAUUUAUAUUGUAGUUUAGCCUGUCAAACAGGACAUUUAACUUGUUCUUUAACUAAUAAUGUAUACGCAUUUGAAGGGUGUAAAAAAGGUUAUGAAAUGGUUGGUAAUUAAUGUGUAGCUUGUCCUAAUAGAUGCACUGUUUGCGUGAUGGGAAUUUGCUCUGAAUGCGAAUUUCAUUAUUUUUUAAAAGACAACUAAUGCUUUGGAGACAUAAAUUGCACUAGAUUUGAUUAUAAAUAUGAUCCUAACACAGGAUUAGCUAAUGGGAUUAUUUGUUAAAUAUGCGACUUUGGAUUUUUUUAUAAUCCAAAUCAAUAAUAAUGCACUCGCUGUAAAGAGUAGCCUGGCUUGGAAAAUUGCUUGAUUUGUUUUAACUCUACAUAAUGCAAAAUUUGUAAAGGAACACACAUAAUAACAGCUGAUAAGAGAUGCAUACCGUUUGUUGGUUGUUCAUCAUAAUGCUAAACAUGUCUUUAUACAGAUCCUGAAUACUGUACAACUUGUAAUUUGAAGGAGAAAUUUCUAAGUUCUACUAUUGUGCCAGGAAAAUGUGUUUGUGAUUAUCCAAAUGGUUAUAUCGAGAAGGAUGGUGGAUGUGGUAAAUGUUCAGAUGGGUAAUGCUAAACGUGUGGUCAAGAUUAUUAUGAUUGUACAUCUUGUAAACCGAUUUCAAAUAGAACUCUUGUUGGUUCUAAAUGCAUUUGUAAAUAAGGAUAUUUUGAAGCUGGUAAUUCUGACCAAAUAUGUUUAAGUAUGAAUCAAUAUCAAUUAGAAUGCUAUGAUAGUUGUUAUAACUGUUAAGGAAUUAAUGAAAAUGAUUGUACUGAAUGCGGCGAUCCUGGAAUUUAUAAUAAAUAUCUUGAAAAUGGAAAUUGUUUUUUGUUUUGA